Molecule: messenger RNA, 2011 nt
Organism: Pongo pygmaeus (Bornean orangutan)
Lineage: Eukaryota; Metazoa; Chordata; Mammalia; Primates; Hominidae
Gene: TULP2
Product: TUB like protein 2
Exons: 13
Coding region: 441-1970 (509 amino acids)
Biological process (GO): protein localization to cilium
Cellular component (GO): cilium
Source: RefSeq, a predicted model, not a curated record
AGCUGGGACUACAGGCGCCCGCCCGCCACCACGCCCGGCUAAUUUUUUUUGUUUGUUUGUUUGUUUUGUUUUUUUUAGUAGAGACGGGGUUUCACCACGUUAGCAGGGAUGGUCUAGAUCUCCUGACCGCGUGAUCCGCCCGCCUCGGCCUCCUAAAGUGCUGGGAUUACAGGCGUGAGCCACCGCACCCGGCCGGUCUCUGGUCUCUUUAAGGAACAUCCACACGUCAUUCGUGUUCAGAACCCCCGGAGCAGGGUUGCUUGGCUGCAUCAGUGACCGAGCUCGUUACUUUGUUGGAAGUGGAGAGUGGAGGGUCAGAAGGGAGUGGACUGGGUCAGAUCCCAGGGGGAAUCCUCCCUCCCUCUGAGCCCUCUUUCUUCUCCUCCCUAUUUCGCAGAUAUCCCGAAAUUAGGUCCCCAGCUUCCAAAGAGAGGAUCAGAAUGUCUCGGGAUAAUGACACAUUGAUGAGAGACAUCCUGGCGCAUGAGCUCGCUGCUAUGAGGCUGCAGAAGCUGGAACAGCAGCGGCGGCUGUUUGAAAAGAAGCAGCGACAGAAGCGCCAGGAGCUCCUCAUGGUUCAGGCCAAUCCCGACGCUUCCCUGUGGCUUUGGCGCUCUUGUCUGCGGGAGGAGCGCCUUUUAGGUGACAGAGGCCUUGGGAACCCUUUCCUCCGGAAGAAAGUGUCAGAGGCACAUCUGCCCUCUGGUAUCCACAGUGCCCUGGGCACCGUGAGCAGUGGUGGAGACAGCAGGGGCGAGCACGGCCUCCCGACACCGCGGACAGAAGCAGAAUUGAAGGAAGUCUCCGUGGAGAAUGGUUCCGUCUCUCCCCCACCUUUUAAACAGUCUCCGAGAAUCCGACGCAAGGGUUGGCAAGCCUGCCAACGACCUGGGACCCGUGCAGAGGGUGAGAGUGACUCCCAGGAUGUCGGAGAUGCACACAAGUCACCCAAUAUGGGACCAAACCCUGGAAUGGAUGGUGACUGGGUAUAUGAGAACUUGGCCUUCCAAAAGGAAGAAGACUUGGAAAAGAAGAGAGAGGCCUCGGAGUCUACAGGGACGAACUCCUCAGCAGCAACCAACGAAGAGUUGUCCAAGGCCCUGAAAGGCGAGGGUGGCACGGACAGCGACCAUAUGAGGCACGAAGCCUCCUUGGCAAUCCGCUCCCCCUGCCCUGGGCUGGAGGAGGACAUGGAAGCCUACGUGCUGCGGCCAGUGCUCCCGGGCACCAUGAUGCAGUGCUACCUCACCCGUGACAAGCGCGGCGUGGACAAGGGCUUGUUUCCCCUCUACUACCUCUACCUGGAGACCUCUGACAGCCUGAAGGUGCAGUCAGCCGGCCCAACAGCCUUGAGACACUUCCUCCUGGCUGGGCGAAAGAGAAGAAGGAGCAAAACUUCUAAUUACCUCAUCUCCCUGGAUCCUUCACACCUAUCUCGGGAUGGGGACAAUUUCGUGGGCAAAGUCAGAUCCAAUGUCUUCAGCACCAAGUUCACCAUCUUUGACAAUGGGGUGAAUCCUGACCGGGAGCAUUUAAUCAGGAAUACUGCCCGGAUCAGACGGGAGCUGGGGGCUGUGUGUUACGAACCCAACGUCUUAGGAUACCUGGGGCCUCGGAAAAUGACGGUGAUUCUCCCAGGAACCAACAGCCAGAACCAGAGAAUCAAUGUCCAGCCACUAAAUGAACAGGAGUCGCUACUGAGUCGUUACCAACGUGGGGACAAACAAGGGUUGCUUUUGUUGCACAACAAAACCCCGUCGUGGGACAAGGAGAACGGUGUCUACACGCUCAAUUUCCAUGGUCGAGUCACUCGGGCUUCGGUGAAGAACUUCCAAAUCGUGGAUCCCAAAAACGAAGAACAUCUGGUGCUCCAGUUCGGCCGAGUGGGCCCAGACACAUUCACCAUGGACUUCUGCUUUCCAUUUAGCCCGCUCCAGGCCUUCAGCGUCUGCUUGUCCCGUUUCAAUUAGAAGCUGGCUGUUGAAUAACUCAAUAAAAUACCAUACCCUUG